UAAGAUAUUUUCUUUCAGCUAACAACACAAAUGUUCCUAAACUUUAUGGCCUUCUUAAAGUUCAUAAAUCAGAUAUACCUGCUUCAAUGCCCAUAAGACCGGUGGUAGCAUACACUAACUCUCCAACAUAUAAAUUAGCUAAAUGGCUUAAUAAUCACUUAAUUACUACUAUAGAUUGUCACUUUCCCUACACUAUAAAAAAUAAUAUUCAACUUGUGGACAAAAUCAAAGAUAUCAUUAUCCCUGAAAAUGCCUUUUUUAUCUCUCUAGAUGUAACAAAUCUCUUUACUAACAUUCCUAUAUUCGAGGUAGUGGAUAUUAUUAAAAACAAAUUAUUUAAUUCUACAUUGACCAAUAUCGAAACACAAGAAAUAAUAAAUAUCCUAGAAAUUUGCUUAAAACAAAAUUUCUUUAAUUUUGAUAAUGAAACCUAUAUACAAGAGGAUGGCCUAGCCAUGGGAUCUCCAUUAUCCCCCCUCUUAGCUGAUACAUUUAUGAAUCACUUCGAAAGUAAUAAUAUUUUGAAUAACAACCCCUACCUAUCUAAUAUACUGUAUUAUUAUAGAUAUGUAGAUGACUGCAUUUUAUUAUGGAAUGGCAAUAAACAACAUCUUAGUGAUUUUCUAUCAUUCAUUAAUAACAUUCAUCCAAAAAUAAAAUUUACAUUAGAAGUGGAAAUCAAUAAAACCAUAACCUUUUUAGACUUACUUAUUAAAAACGUAAAUAAUAAACAUGAUUUUGAGAUAUAUAGAAAACCUAGCCACACUGGAACAAUCAUACACAAUGAGUCAUUCCAUCCUUUUUCACAUAAAGCAGCAGCUUUAAAUAGUUAUGUAAAUAGAGCACUACAGAUUCCUCAAACAACUGAAAGCAGGGAUAGAGAGUUGAAUAUUAUCAAACAAAUUGCCCAAACUCAUAAUUUUUCUCCCAAUUUAGUAGACAAAAUAAAAAAUAAAUUUCUAUUACGUAAUGCGUUCCAAAAUGUCUACAUACCACAUCAAACAAUAUUAAGUAAUCAGCCAGUAAAUAAGUUCAUUUCACUUACAUACAAUGGAGCAGUUUCUUAUAAAAUCCAACGAGUUCUAACUUCUUUAAAUGUUAAGGUUGCCUUUAAAUCGAGCAAUUCAUUAGGUAACUUAUUGAUUAAUAAUAAAGACAAAACGGAUCCGUUAUCUUGUAAAGGAAUUUAUAAGCUUUAUUGUGAGUGUGGUUAUUUUUAUGUAGGUAGAACGAAGCGUAGUUUUAAAGCUCGGUUUAGCGAACAUGACCGAUGCAUUAGACAAAACAAUCCUGAGUCUUUAUUUGCUAAGCAUAUUAUGGAGACCGGUCACCCAUCGAAUCUACUAGAUAAUUACAAGAUCUUACAUAGAGUUCAGGACAACAUAAAUCUAAAUAAUCUUGAAUUACUCGAGAUUAAAAGAUCUCUCAAAAAAGAAUAUGAUAAAUCUCUUAAUAUUCAGAUUAACAUUCCUGAAACUAAUUUAAUUAAUAUUUUAUUUGAAUAACUCUUCCCUCCCUUUCCGGUUAAUUUAUUUUAAUAUAAACCCCGUUGUUUUCUUAAUAUAAACUGGUAGAGACAUCUGUUUAACAGUUUUAAAAUAUUUUAAAGUUACUGUGGGUACCGCUAUCUAGUACCCAUUCGGUUAUAGGAUAUAAAAUAUAGAUUUCUUUGUAACGUUCUUUCUUAAUUAUGAAAACUAGAUAUAGAUGACUCUGUUGGUCAGAUUAGUUUGAAUGGCGGUUAUCAUAGUUUUUAGAUCGUUUUGUCUAUUGUGUUGUAACGGUGCUUUUUAGAUGUUAUUGUUUUAAACCUAAGUGUAUUAUUUGUUAUCUUACGAUAAGAUUUACUUGCUUAAUUUUAGCUGUACCGUUCUAUAUGUGCUUUUGUUUUGUUUUGACAAAUCUCGUUUUUAACAAUUCCUCGACCUGAUGAUGCGAUGAUAUUGUAAUCGCGAAACCGGUCGUCAUAAUAAAAGGAAUUUCUGGUGAAAUAAGACCUUUAAUUUCUACUGUGUUUGCUAGCAAAUACCUAUAAAAAUACAUCCCAGAACAUGGACACCAUUCUCCAAACUAUAAAUAUUUUUUUGUGUUGGAUUGGAUGUCAGAAAUAAGCCCUGUGUAGUAUAUGUUGUUAAAUAAAAAGUAAGAAAGGGGUUGGCUAUAAGAUUGCCAGAUUUUAAAAAUUGAAAAGCAGGAGGUGGGUAGUGCCUUUGAGAAGAAAUUAAUUACAGGUGCAAGAAUUUUUUUCUUGAGGAGCCACACCUUAAUUAUUCCACUUUUCAACAUAAAAAGCAUGAACAUUUUUUAACAAAACAUACAUUUUUUAACUUUGAAAUAAAGAUAAUUUAUUUUGAACCUAUUUAACAAAUCUUGACCAA
Molecule: messenger RNA, 2378 nt
Organism: Anthonomus grandis grandis
Lineage: Eukaryota; Metazoa; Arthropoda; Insecta; Coleoptera; Curculionidae
Exons: 2
Coding region: 87-1505 (472 amino acids)
Source: RefSeq, a predicted model, not a curated record